GGUCCAAGUUGAAUUCUAUAUGAAUGAAAACACAUUUAAAGAGAGACUAAAGUUAUUUUUUAUUAAAAAUCAGCGAUCAAGUCUAAGAAUACGCCUGUUCAAUUUUUCUCUCAAAUUAUUAAGCUGCUUGUUAUACAUCAUACGAGUGCUGCUGGAAAGCCCCUCACAAGGAAAUGAAUGGUCUCAUAUCUUUUGGGUGAACAGAAGUCUACCUUUAUGGGGCCUACAGGUCUUAGUGGCCUUGAUAAGUCUAUUUGAAACCAUUCUACUUGGUUAUCUCAGUUAUAAGGGAAACAUCUGGGAGCAGAUUUUACGAAUACCCUUCAUCCUGGAAAUAAUUAAUGCGGUUCCCUUCGUUAUCUCGAUAUUCUGGCCUGCCUUAAGGAAUCUCUUUGUCCCAGUCUUUCUGAACUGCUGGCUUGCCAAACACGCCUUGGAAAAUAUGAUUAAUGAUCUGCACAGAGCCAUUCAGCGUACACAGUCUGCAAUGUUUAACCAAGUUCUGAUUUUGAUAUCUACAUUGCUUUGCCUUAUCUUCACCUGCAUCUGUGGGAUCCAGCAUCUGGAGCGGAUCGGGAAGAAGCUCAACCUCUUCGACUCCCUUUACUUCUGCAUCGUGACCUUCUCGACCGUGGGCUUUGGGGAUGUUACUCCUGAAACCUGGUCCUCCAAGCUCUUUGUCGUGGCUAUGAUCUGUGUGGCCCUCGUGGUCCUCCCCAUACAGUUUGAACAGCUGGCCUACUUGUGGAUGGAGAGGCAGAAGUCGGGUGGGAACUACAGUCGACACAGAGCUCAAACGGAAAAGCAUGUUGUCCUGUGUGUCAGCUCACUGAAGAUCGACCUGCUCAUGGACUUUUUAAACGAGUUCUACGCCCACCCGAGACUGCAGGAUUAUUACGUGGUGAUUCUGUGCCCCACGGAAAUGGACGUGCAAGUCCGGAGGGUGCUGCAGAUCCCCAUGUGGUCGCAGAGAGUCAUCUACCUUCAAGGCUCCGCCCUGAAAGACCAGGAUCUGCUGAGAGCAAAGAUGGAUGAUGCGGAGGCCUGCUUCAUUCUGAGCAGCCGCUGUGAGGUGGACAGGACAUCCUCUGACCACCAGACGAUCUUGAGAGCGUGGGCUGUAAAGGACUUUGCUCCCAACUGCCCUUUGUAUGUCCAGAUUCUGAAGCCCGAGAAUAAAUUCCACAUCAAAUUCGCCGAUCAUGUUGUUUGUGAAGAAGAGUUUAAAUACGCCAUGUUAGCUUUAAACUGUAUAUGCCCAGCAACAUCUACACUUAUCACACUACUGGUUCAUACCUCUAGAGGGCAGGAGGGCCAGCAGUCGCCCGAGCAGUGGCAGAAGACCUACGGCAGGUGCUCGGGGAACGAGGUGUACCACAUCACUCUGGAGGACAGCGCGUUUUUCGCCGAGUACGAAGGGAAGAGUUUCACGUACGCCUCCUUCCACGCACACAAGAAGUUCGGUGUCUGCUUGAUUGGUGUCAGGAGGGAGGAUAAUAAAAACAUUCUUCUGAACCCAGGCCCCCGGUACAUUAUGAACGCCACGGAUGUGUGUUUCUAUAUUAAUAUCACCAAGGAAGAGAACUCAGCGUUUAAGAACCAAGACCAGCAGAAAAAGAGCAGCUUCUCGCGGUCCUUCUACCACGGGCCUUCGCGGCUGCCUGUGCACAGCAUCAUCGCCAGCAUGGGCACUGUGGCUAUCGACUUGCAAGACACAAGCUGUCGGUCGGCCAGUGGCCCUACCCUGACUCUUCCUACGGAGGGAAUCAAAGAAAUCCGAAGACCCAGCAUCGCCCCUGUUCUAGAGGUUGCAGAUGCAUCAUCCCUUCAAACAUGUGACCUUCUCAGUGACCAAUCAGAAGAUGAAACUACACCGGAUGAAAAAAUGUCCUCAAACUUAGAGUACGCUAAAGGCUACCCCCCCUACUCUCCAUACAUAGGAAGUUCGCCCACGUUUUGCCAUCUCCUUCACGAAAAAGUGCCCUUUUGCUGCUUAAGACUAGACAAGAGUUGCCAGCAUAACUACUAUGAAGACGCAAAAGCCUAUGGAUUCAAAAAUAAACUAAUUAUAGUUGCAGCUGAAACAGCUGGAAAUGGAUUGUAUAAUUUUAUUGUUCCUCUCAGGGCUUAUUAUAGACCAAAGAAAGAACUCAACCCCAUAGUGCUGCUGUUGGAUAACCCGCCAGAUAUACAUUUUCUGGAUGCAAUCUGUUGGUUCCCAAUGGUUUACUACAUGGUGGGCUCUAUUGACAACCUCGAUGACUUACUCAGGUGCGGAGUGACGUUCGCUGCCAACAUGGUGGUCGUGGACAAGGAGAGCACCAUGAGCGCCGAGGAGGACUACAUGGCCGACGCCAAGACCAUCGUCAACGUGCAGACCCUUUUCAGGCUGUUUUCCAGUCUCAGCAUCAUCACUGAGCUGACUCACCCCGCCAACAUGAGGUUCAUGCAGUUCCGAGCCAAAGACUGCUACUCCCUGGCCCUUUCCAAACUGGAGAAGAAAGAACGAGAGAGGGGUUCGAACUUGGCCUUCAUGUUCCGGCUGCCGUUUGCUGCCGGGCGGGUGUUCAGCAUCAGCAUGCUGGAUACACUUCUCUACCAGUCGUUUGUGAAGGAUUAUAUGAUUUCCAUCACCAGACUCCUGCUGGGAUUGGACACUAUCCCAGGAUCGGGCUUCCUUUGUUCUAUAAAGAUCACCGAGGAGGACCUCUGGAUCAGAACGUACGCCCGGCUCUACCAGAAGCUGUGCUCCUCCAGCGGAGACGUCCCCAUAGGGAUCUACAGGACCGAGUCUCAGAAGCUCGCUGCGUCUGAGUCUCAAAUAUCAAUCAGUGUGGAGGAAUGGGAAGACACCAAAGACUGCAAGGACCAAGGUCAUCACCGAGGCAACCACCGCAACUCCACGUCCAGCGACCAGUCGGACCACCCCCUGCUGAGGAGAAAGAGCAUGCAGUGGGCCCGAAGGCUGAGCAGAAAAGGUCCCAGACACUCUGGUAAAACAGCUGAGAAAAUAACGCAGCAGCGACUGAACCUCUACAGGAGGUCAGAGAGACAAGAGCUUGCUGAACUUGUGAAAAAUAGAAUGAAACACUUGGGUCUUUCUACAGUGGGAUAUGAUGAAAUGAAUGACCACCAGAGCACCCUGUCAUACAUCCUGAUUAACCCGUCUCCGGACACCAGACUAGAGUUGAAUGACGUUGUAUACUUAAUCCGACCAGAUCCACUGUCAUACCUUCCCAACAGCGAACCCAGUCAAAACAACAGCAUCUGCAAUGCCACUGGUCUAGACUCUCGGGAGGAAACUCAGCUUUGA
Molecule: messenger RNA, 3313 nt
Organism: Myotis lucifugus (little brown bat)
Lineage: Eukaryota; Metazoa; Chordata; Mammalia; Chiroptera; Vespertilionidae
Gene: KCNT2
Product: potassium sodium-activated channel subfamily T member 2
Exons: 27
Biological process (GO): potassium ion transport
Cellular component (GO): membrane
Molecular function (GO): intracellular sodium-activated potassium channel activity
Source: RefSeq, a predicted model, not a curated record